AUGACCCACCUCGACGACUCCCCCACAGCCACGGCUGAGCUGCUAACCGGAAUCAAGGCCGUGGUCUUCGACUGUGACGGAGUCAUCUGGCGCGGAACCAAGGUCAUUCCGGGCGCCCUUGCCACCGUCGCCGCCCUCGAGGCCGCAGGCGUCGCCGUCUACUUUGUCACCAACAACUCGACCCGAUCGCGGGCCAUGUACAUGGACAAGUUUGCUGCCAAGGGCAUGCCGCACGUGCGCAAGGACCAGAUCCUCUCGGCCUCGUAUGCUGCCGCCGCAUAUCUGCAGUCCAUCGACUUUGAUGGUGCUGUCUACGUCGUUGGCGAGGUCGGCAUUCUCGAGGAGCUGGAAGAGGCUGGCAUCCCAGCCAUCGGCGGGCCCGACCAGCCGCCCAUGACUCUCGCCGAGCUCGAGGUCUACAAGCCGGAUCCUUCGGUAUCUGCCGUAGUCGUCGGUGCAGACACUGGGUUCUCGUACACAAAGGCCGCCAUCGCCCAGCAGUACCUCCUUGCCCGCCCGGACAACCUGUUCAUUGCCACAAACCCGGACACCUCGUUCCCCACCCAGGGCAACUUUCUGCCGGGUGCAGGCAUGGCCGUCGCUGCUGUCGAGGCAUGUGCCUCGCGCAAGGCCACCAUCGUCGGCAAGCCGGCGCCCUUCCUCCUCCAUGGUGUCCUCGAUCGCCUCGCCGCAUCCUCCUCCGAGCCCGUCGACCGCUCCUCGGUGCUCAUGGUUGGCGACCGCCUCGACACCGACAUCCUCUUCGGCUCUACCGUAUGA
This is a messenger RNA of Thecamonas trahens ATCC 50062, 780 nucleotides long. Its product is annotated as phosphoglycolate phosphatase. The coding region runs from base 1 to 780 and encodes 259 amino acids. The record is from RefSeq and is a predicted model, not a curated record. The transcript is spliced from 2 exons. Lineage: Eukaryota; Apusomonadida; Apusomonadidae. Gene Ontology annotation, molecular function: phosphatase activity.